Messenger RNA from Fusarium sp. VM40, 462 nucleotides. Lineage: Eukaryota; Fungi; Ascomycota; Sordariomycetes; Hypocreales; Nectriaceae. The record is from the annotation of a GenBank genome assembly.
AUGAAGUUCAGCAUCCUCACCACCCUCACCGCCAUCAUUGGCAGCACUGCCGCGGCCAACCAGGCUGUCGUAAUUAACAACUGUCCUGGCACUAUAUACGUUCAGUCCUGGCCUUACAACGGCGGUUCUCCUGGACCUCUCUAUACUCUCAAGUCUGGACAGAAGUUCUCUGAGAACAUGCGCUCUUCUGGUUCAACUGUCAAGAUUGCUACCACCAAGACGCUUACCAAGCCCCUCUUCUUCGGCUACUCCUCUACUUCCAAGCCAAACUAUGUUUACUAUGAAUUCAGCACUGAAUAUGGAAACCCCUUCGCCAACAAGCACAACAUUUUGAGCCCCGGCUCUGGCUGCAAGCAGUUCGACUGCAAGGCCAACCAGGCCAGCUGCUAUAGCACCCCAAGCAUGAAGAAGGUCUUCGGCUGCCCUAGCCCUGUCAGUGUGACAGCUCGCAUUUGUGCCUAG